Molecule: messenger RNA, 3732 nt
Organism: Diabrotica virgifera virgifera (western corn rootworm)
Lineage: Eukaryota; Metazoa; Arthropoda; Insecta; Coleoptera; Chrysomelidae
Product: zinc finger protein 664-like
Exons: 4
Coding region: 110-1741 (543 amino acids)
Biological process (GO): regulation of transcription by RNA polymerase II; central nervous system development
Cellular component (GO): nucleus
Molecular function (GO): DNA-binding transcription factor activity, RNA polymerase II-specific; RNA polymerase II cis-regulatory region sequence-specific DNA binding
Source: RefSeq, a predicted model, not a curated record
UUCUUAUUGGAUGGAGUAUUCUUUGCCUUAGCGUUAUGUUUUCACUUCAUCUGGCAACCCUGGUUAUGUUGGUUAUGUUGAUUGAUUGUCAUGAUUUCUGACGUUUAACAUGGAGGCCGUGGAGGAGAUAAAACAAGAAACUAGUGAGGAAACUUGUAAAAUAGAAAUAGAUGAGACAAGUGUUGAUCCUUCGGAUUCUUUUAAAAUUGAAGUUAAAGAAGAACCCAAGAGAGAACCCUCAUACGACACAUUUGGUUACUCAGACUUAGACGAAUUUCCUGAAAACACUAAAGUAGAACAAGAUGAAUAUAAAUUUGAAGGAAAGCAAACAGCAAACGAGGAAGAGGAAAAUUUUCCCCAGAUGGAGAAUAACAUGAAAAUGGGGGAAACGUCACAUUCAUCUCGUAAAGAAAAAUGUACAGAUCAACAUGCAGAAGGAAAAAUAUUAAAGAAAAUUAUGAAAGUUAGGACUGGGCAAAGAUCUUACAAAUGUGAAAUUUGUUUUAAGCAGUUUACCAUUGCAAGUAGUUUAAAAACACAUUUGAGAGUACAUACUGGAGAAAAACCUCACAAGUGUGAAAUAUGUUUUAAGCAGUUUACCAAAGCAAGUAAUUUAAAAAGACAUUUGAGAGUACACACUGGAGAAAAACCUCAUAAGUGUGACAUUUGUGUUAAGCAGUUUACUACAGCCAAUCACUUAAAAUUACAUUUGAGAGUACACACUGGAGAAAAACCUCACAAGUGUGAAAUAUGUUUUAAGCAGUUUAUCGAAGCAAGUAAUUUAAAAACACAUUUGAGAGUACAUACUGGAGAAAAACCUCAUAAGUGUGACAUUUGUGUUAAGCAGUUUACUACAGCCAAUCACUUAAAAUUACAUUUGAGAGUACACACUGGAGAAAAACCUCACAAGUGUGAAAUUUGUUUUAUGCAGUUUACCAGAACAGAUUAUUUGAAAACUCAUUUGAGAGUGCAUACUGGAGAAAAACCGUACAAGUGUGAGAUUUGUUUUAAACAAUUUAGUCAAUCAGGUAAUUUGAAAGAUCAUUUGAGAGUACACACUGGAGAAAAACCUCAUAAGUGUGAAAUUUGUUUUAAGCAGUUUAGUGAAGCAGGUCAUUUGAAAAGACAUUUGAGAGUACAUACUGGAGAAAAAUCUCACAAGUGUGAAAUUUGUUUUAAGCAGUUUACUACAGCAAGUUAUUUGAAAACACAUAUGAGAGUGCAUACUGGAGAAAAACCGUACAAGUGUGAGAUUUGUUUUAAACAAUUUAGUCAAUCGGGUCAUUUGAAAGAUCAUUUGAGAGUGCACACUGGAGAAAAACCUCACAAGUGUGAAAUAUGUUCUAAACAGUUUAACCAAGCAAUUAGUUUAAAAAUGCAUUUGAGAGCACAUACUGGAGAAAAACCUCACAAGUGUGAAAUUUGUUUUAAGCAGUUUACUACAGCAAGUUAUUUGAAAACACAUAUGAGAGUGCACACUGGAGAAAAACCUCACAAGUGUGAAAUUUGUUUUAAGCAGUUUACUACAGCAAGUUAUUUGAAAACACAUAUGAGAGUGCACACUGGAGAAAAACCUCACAAGUGUGAAAUUUGUCUUAAGCAGUUUGCUACAGCAAAUCAAUUGAAAGUACAUUUGAGAGUGCACACUGGAGAAAAGCCUUACAAGUGUGAGAUUAAAGUGUUUUCUCGAAUUGAUGUUUUGAAAACCCACUUGAGAAUGCACACGAGAAAAACCUCAUAAGUGUGAAAUUCGUUUUAAGCAGUGUACCGAAGCAAGUAGUUUAUAAACACAUUUGAGAAUACACACUGGAGACGAACCUAAGCGUGAAAAUCGUUUAAAGCAAUUUAGUACUAUACUCCGGUCAAUACAGAUAUGUAACGUUUAAAGUUUUAAAAAUCUCCAUCGAUAUUAUGUGUGCAACAGAAGUUAUUCGGGGUCAAAGUCAAAAUUUGAGAUUUUUUGAUGUUUCUCGAAAAUGGUAAGCUUUAUCAAAAAGAACCUUAAACCAAAGUUGUAGAUCUUAAAAUUCUCUACAAACAUGGUCUUUAUGAUUUUUUUCCUAAGAGUUGCCAUUUCUGAGAUAUCGCGAUUCGAAGAGUCACAUUAUACAUGAUAAUAUGCACACAUUUCCAGACCACCUGUGAGGUAGUGUACUCGGCGCGUUUUUUACCGUGGUUUUCUCUGUAGGCCUACUCCUCUAACAGUCAUUACUAUUUUAAGAUAAUUUAAGCAGGGAACGAUACCCGUCAAAUUCUAGAUAUUACCUUAUUAUUGAUAUUGCUAUUAAUUAUUGGGUUAACUAUUAUUUUGAUUCUUACUAGCGUUCUAGUAUGAGGGUAACUUAUUUUUGAAGCACUGGCCUGUCCAGUGGCGACGCGUGACUUUUUCUAAAGUGUUACCAAAACCAGAUGCAAAAAUUCUUAUUUAAAAAAAAAUGAAGAUAAGACUAAAUGUAUAUACAUAUAGCUUCAAUAAUAUCAUUUUGUAUAUCACUUGAAACUCUCGAAAAAACAGUUGAUCUUUCUAGAUGUUAGCAAAAUUUUUGAUCUUUUUUGGCAAUUAAUGUUAACAAUUCCCUGUAAUUGCCUCGAAUGUCAGAGCCGUCGCCCUCAAAAUGACCACGAAACGCUAAUUCUUGUUCGGCCAAGAAACAUACGAUACAUAUCCAUUACAAGUGAGCUAAGGAUAUACGAGUACCUAUCUAUUUUUUUAACAAACUCAUUAUAUUAUUAUGUUUAGCAAUAUUUGCUUUAAAUGCUUGGUUAAGAGAACUUUUGAUUCUUGUUUUGCCAAACUGAAUCAAAUUGGGUAUACAUCUUACAUGUAGGUAACGGAGAAAUUUCAUGUCUCUUUUUUAAAACUCUUAAACUAUUUAAAUCGUGAACCUGGUCCACCCAUUUUUCUGUAAAAACCAGAAGACAUGGCCAACAAUACAGUCUAUUUUUCUUGCAACCACAUAACCAAGGAUUUUCACUGUACCAACUAAAUUUAAAAUAUCGAGCUAAUUUUUUAAAUUCCUUUUUUAAAUUGUUUAAAAUAGGUCUUUCAUUUUCAAUAAUCUUAUUUUAUUUUUCAAUCAGAAUUACUUUUCAAGUAGUUGAUCGAUUACGCAGCGACACUCAUCCAUGGUGAACUGCACGACUUUAUUAUAGGUACUGAUAGCAAAUUUAAAUCUGGUAACAGCCCUACUGAUAUACCAGCGCGCUUACGCCCAUCGCUCCUUCAAAAUUUUCAGUACUAGCCGGUCCCGAGCCGCCCGAGCGACAGCGAGUUAACCAUUCAUUGUCACCACAAAUGAGACUGGUAACAGAAUAUAAUAAAGUGCAACUGAAUCACAUAAACUCACCAAUAUUUUCGUGUGUCUGGUUAUUUACUGAAUUAGGUAUUAUUAACACAUAAUAUAAUAAUAUAUUUCUAUUGGUAAAAAUAAAAUAAAAUAAUAAAUGGAAUUAUUCAUCGUCAUAAAAUACAUAUUUAUAUGCAAGAUUUUUAACUGUUACCAAUGGUAACAGUGGUUACAUGGACGCUUCGCCAGUGGGCCUGUCUCUCCUUAAACUGUCUUUUCACUGCAGCAAUUGAAGUUUUCCGGAUGUAUAAUUUUCUGCAAUCUACGUGUGUUAAAACAGAUUUUUGAGGUCAUUUACGUGUGAUCAGCUUGGAAGCUAGUUUUUGUGAUAUGUAGUAAAUAUGCGAUGUAAAAUAUUAAUGAAUAAAUAAAUGUAUAAACUAUU